AUGAAGCCUCAAGACAGAUUCUACUCUGAGGGCCAAAGCUACUUUGGACCGGGAGAAAACCCCUUGACGGAAACUCAUUGCAAUGUCUGGGAUUGGGAUCAGCUAAGGAUGGUAAAGGUCAAAGGCACCGCUAAGCUCUUUCCGCCCGACGAGGAUAUGGAGAUUCCAGUUCUGGCACAAUUCGCGGACCAUUUGUCACCGAAAGUUUGCGCUGUCACCGUCGACGAAGAUGGACUUCUUGCGGGAGUUUCGACCGAUCUGGAAGAGGAUGAUACUCCCUUUGUUGCAUAUCUUCCCAUUUCUAUGGCUGAGACGCUCGCCGAUUGCCAUACAAUUCAGUACUCUAAACUCCAGGAGCUCGAUCGACUCGGACCAGGAGUUGAUCUCUCAUUAUACAAAGACGAAUUCGGGAUUCCUCACAGGGUUGCCUUCAAAUUUAACCCUUUGGACAAGCCCCAGAGACUACGGAUGGCCUGGGACGAACUCAACCUUCUUAAAAGCCUGCCAUCACACCCCAAUAUAGUACCAUUUGAUCGCGUGGUGGUCGAAGAUGUGGAGUCUCGGGUGAUUGGAUUCACAACGAAAUACAUUCCAGGUGGAACCCUCGACAAUACAAAUGUGCCUUUCCGAUUUGAGUGGUUGCAACAACUUACCCAGCUCGUGGACUUUCUUAAUUUGGAAUUGGGGAUCAUGCAUCAGGACAUUGCACCCCGCAACCUGCUUAUUGAUCCGGACACAAACAAAAUCCUACUCUUCGAUUUCGAUUGGGCAGCACAUGGAAAGAACCGCUUGCUGGAAGGUCGAGAUGAUGUGACUGCUGUUGUAUUCACACUCUAUGAGCUCAUUUCAAAUGAUGCACAAUUCACGAGUAUUCCUCACUGGGAACGAACCCUGGACAUGGUGCAAAAUAUCUCGGAAUGGACGUGUAAUCGGGAGCUGGACUCCGACGUAUCAAAUUUCCGCAAUUUUUUGAAUGACUGGGUCACCACACGGAAAUCGGACGAUGACUUGGAACGAUAUAUCAACGCACCAAGCCGGCUUACAUGGCCGGACAUGCCAAACGUGCCCGACUACAAUGUUCCUUUCGAGCUGGGCAAAACUUCGGAUGGAGAACCAAUCUGGACAACCGGUCCACGAUUCAGACGUAUUGCAAUGGAGAAAGGACAGUAUUGCUUUCGCUGGGAGAGACCACCUUAUAGUCAAUUGUUGAACAAGGCUAGAGGUGGUCUUCAAUAG
This is a messenger RNA of Penicillium manginii, 1236 nucleotides long. RefSeq lists its product as uncharacterized. Gene Ontology annotation, molecular function: ATP binding; protein kinase activity. The transcript has a single exon. The coding region runs from base 1 to 1236 and encodes 411 amino acids. Lineage: Eukaryota; Fungi; Ascomycota; Eurotiomycetes; Eurotiales; Aspergillaceae. The record is from RefSeq and is a predicted model, not a curated record. Gene Ontology annotation, biological process: protein phosphorylation.